Closterium sp. NIES-65 is the source of this 1347-nucleotide messenger RNA. NCBI's taxonomy places the organism in Eukaryota, Viridiplantae, Streptophyta, Zygnematophyceae, Desmidiales, Closteriaceae. The record is from the annotation of a GenBank genome assembly.
AUGCAGCUGCCAAGGUGGAUUCUACUCGGUGGCUUAAAGCCCGAGUACAGCAUGGUAAUUUUCAGUGGCCCAUGCUCUCCCACGUUAACCACACAUCCCCUCGUCGCAAUUGCCAGUAGUAAACAUACCGCACUUCAGAUCGUCACCCGCGCUCCCCUCAUCACCCUCGUCGACCCACACCGAUCCUCGCCGCCCUCACCUCCCUUCGUCACCGACAUUCCCUCUCGUCGCUCGCGCUUCCCCUCAUCACCCGUGCCGACCCUCACCGCCCUCGCCUCCCCUCGUCGCCCGCGCGUCCCGUUGUCGGGCUUGCCUCCCAGUCACUCGCGCUUCCCCUCGUCAUCCGUGUUUCCAUCCGCUCUUUCCCUCUCCCCAUCUCACCACCUCCAGCCCAUCCUUCCUCCCUCAUACCAUCCGAAGGGGUGGGACAGAUGGGGAGGAACAGAUGGGGAGGAACGGAUGGGGAGGAACGGAUGGGGAGAAACAGAGGUGGUCGCUUCCGCCACCACAAUCGAACAGCGUUUUGAUUCCCUCUCUGCUCCCCACCAUCCUCCCCCCAGCUCUCUCCCCGGCAUCUGCCCCCGUUCCCCCCAUCCUCUUCCCUGUUUCCCCGUAUCCCCUGCCGUGCUUCCCCCCAUCCUAUCCCCUCUUACCCCGUAUCCCCUGCCCUGCUUCCCCCCAUCCCCUUCCCUGCUUCCCCCCAUCCCCUUCCCUGCUUCCCCUCGUCCCCUCCCCUGCUCUCCCCCAUCCCCUUCCCUGCUUCCCUCCAUCCCCUUCCCUGCUUCCCUCCAUCCCCUUCCUUGCUUUCCCCCAUCCCCUACCCUGCUUCCCCCCAUCCCCCUCCCUACUUCCCCCCAUCCCCUUCCCUGCUUCCCCCCAUCCCCUGCCCUGCUUCCCCCCAUCCCCUUCCCUACUUUCCCCCAUCCCCUGCCCUGCUUCCCCCCUUCCCUUUCCCUGCUUCACCCCAUCCCCUCCCCUGCUUCCCCCCAUCCCGUCCCGUGCUUCCCCCCAUCCCCUUCCCUGCUUCCCCCCAUCCCCUUCCCUGCUUCCCCCCAUCCCCUUCCCUGCUUCCCCCAAUCCCCUUCCCUGUUUCCCCCCAUCCCCUUCCCUGCUUCCCCCCCAUCCCCUUCCCUGCUUCCCCCCAUCACCUUCCCUGCUUCCCCCCAUCCCCUUCCCCGGUUUCCCCCCAUCCCCUUCCCCGCUUCCCCCCAUCCCCUUCCCUGCUUCCCCCCCCAUCCUCUCCCUCCUCAUGUACAAUCGCAAAGAAAAGGGGGGACGCACGCGCAACAGGGGGGCAGCGCAGCAGACUUGUGUGCAAUCUCAGUGACUUGUGUGCAAUCUCAGUGA